AUGAAAGAUCCAAAGCUGGUGCCGUAUCACGAGUACCUCGAAGAGUUAACAGAGAAUUUUGAGAAUAUCUCGUUCACAUACACACUGCGCAUGAAGAACCAGUUUGCUGAUGCACUUGCAAUGCUCGCGUCCAUGGUGAGCAUUACGAAGGAGAAUCUCAUCGAGCCGCUUGAGUUUGAGAUUGCCAAGGGCCCUGCCCACUGCGACAUGAUCAAAGCUGUCGAUGGCAUGCCUUGGUAUGCAGACAUCAAGCAUUUACUGCAAACUGGUCAAUUUCCGACGUUCACCGAUCAUCAUGACAGGAGAACUCUCCGACACAUCGCAGCACACUUUUCCUGA
Punica granatum (pomegranate) is the source of this 339-nucleotide messenger RNA. Lineage: Eukaryota; Viridiplantae; Streptophyta; Magnoliopsida; Myrtales; Lythraceae. The record is from RefSeq and is a predicted model, not a curated record.